This is a messenger RNA of Scheffersomyces amazonensis, 1137 nucleotides long. Its product is annotated as mitochondrial 37S ribosomal protein PET123. The record is from RefSeq and is a predicted model, not a curated record. The transcript has a single exon. Bases 43 to 954 code for a protein of 303 amino acids. Lineage: Eukaryota; Fungi; Ascomycota; Pichiomycetes; Serinales; Debaryomycetaceae.
CUAAACUUAUCACCAUUACCAAAGUAAGCAAAUAUAGUUAACAUGGGAAAGGGGGUAUUGAAAUACGGAGGGAAAUCUGGUAUUUUACCUAAAAUACGUCCUGUAUUUAAAGGUAACCCUAUCAGAGCCAAAUUACCCUUUGAAAGAGAACAAGAAGCCAAAGUUGAAAAAGGGUUUGCAGAAGGAAUUCCAUUACCUAAGAGAAGAGGAUAUACUUUCCAUCGUGUUGAACCAGAAAAGGAAGUAUUAUCUGUCAAAGAAAGAAUUGCCAGAACUAUUGAUAGAAAAAGUUCAGAAAAUGUUGAUCUUUCUAAAUUAACAGAAAGAGAACAAUGGGCUAUACAUCGAGAUACAAUUCGUCGUGAAUUUUUAAGAUCAGCUUAUUUAACUGAAGCUAAAAGAUUAGAAAGAAUCGAUAAAAUUAAAGAAGAACAAUAUAAGAAGAAAAAGAAAGCAGAAGCACAAAUUGGAAUCCAUGAAGAAUCAGAAGCUGUUAAAUUAACUAUUCCAACCAUUGAAUCAUAUUUAAAGGGACCAAUUAUGAGACAAAGAACUAAAGAAGAACAAAUAUUAGUUGAAGAACAAAGAACUUUGAAUAGAAGAACUCAAGAAUUAGAAGAAAAACUGGCUAAAGCAACUCAAUUAUUAGAUUUAUAUCAUGCUGCAUCUAAUUUCAUAACAACUGAAGAAGAAUUAGAAGCAGCAAUUGUUGAAGCUUUUGAAGUAAGAGUUACCGAUUAUGAUCGUACCCUUGAUCAAGUUAAGAAUAAACUUAAUAGUGCUAUUUCUUUCUCCAAUGAUUCAGAGAUUAGUAGAAAAUUAAUUGAAGAUAGAGCUCUUGGAGAAAUCAAUGGAAAACCAGGUUUAGAAACUGUUAAAGAUAUAUUAAGUGGUCAUGCUGAAACUAUAAGACGUGAAGCAGAAGUCGCAGUUAAUCAUGAUAAAAACUUUUAAUGUUUAAGACUUUCAGAAGAAGGAUCUAAUUAAAUAAAAGUAAAUGUAAAAUUAAUGAUCAUUCAUCACCUGUUUCAUAGAGAAUAUCUUGACAAUAAUUUUUGUCAUAAAUCAUAUAUUAAUGUACAUAGUAUUAGUAAUUGUUAAAAUAUAAAAACAAAAACACUUAGCGGCCAUUCGACU